Striga hermonthica is the source of this 597-nucleotide messenger RNA. Lineage: Eukaryota; Viridiplantae; Streptophyta; Magnoliopsida; Lamiales; Orobanchaceae. The record is from the annotation of a GenBank genome assembly.
AUGCGUCGUUCCUCCACUUCCACGAGCUCCAUGCCCCCAAGGCAAAGGUGGAGCGUCCGCCAGCGCAGGUCGAAACCCGUUUCGGCACACGGCAAUCCGAAGAAACCGGCUAGCAGUCAUCGAGGCAGCCCCACCACGCCCCUUUCGUGGAGCGGCGCCACCUCCUUCAGCGGCGGAGGAGCCGGCUCGGAGGAGUCUAGCCGCACGACGCCCAUCAAACCCUCCACCACCUCGAGAUCUAAGGUCAACAUUGAUGGUGAGAAAACCGACUCCAAGAAGUCACGAAGAAGGAAGACCCUGGCAGAACUCAAAAUCGAAGAGAACUCGCUGGUGAAGGAAAGAAAAAAUUUGAAAAGGGAAAUGGCAACCUUACGUUUGUAUUUGGAGAGACAAAGGGCCACAAAUGGAAAUUUGAAGAGAAUGAAGGUUGAAUUGCAAACCCGUUUAGAUGAAGUAUCGAAAUCUGCAGCCGUAGAAUCAACUGUCAGUAACAUUGCACAAGAAUCAUUGACAUCAAAUCCAUGCUCUGAAGCAAAAACUGAUUCGAAAUUCGUUCUUCCCGACCUAAAUAUGCCAUUUGACGAUCCCGAGCUGUGA